AUGACUGCACAAGUUGAACAAGCGCACGAGCCGCUGGCUGCGGACGUCUUUGACGAUGGCGACUCAGACUCUACUUUUUCAGGCUCGGAUCUCGAAAGCUUGGAGUCACUUCGCUCAAGCGUCUUGCAGUAUCAAGAGGAAAAUGGCCGUACAUAUCACGCCAUGAGCUCUGGGAAAUACAAUUUUCCCAACGAUGAAUCCGAAAGUGAUCGACUUGAUUUGCAGCACAACCUUUGGCUUCUGACACUUCAUGGUGAACUCGGUCUUAACCCCAAGGUCAAAGGGUCUGCCAAGCGUGUUCUUGAUGCUGGUACUGGCACCGGCCUUUGGGCUAUCGAAUAUGCUGAUGCUCAUCCCGAAGCUAAGGUGAUCGGUGUUGACCUUAGUCCUAUUCAACCGAAUAUGGUUCCGCCCAACUGCAUCUUUGAAAUCGAUGACCUUGAGAAAGAAUGGACCUGGACGGAGCCGUUCGACUUCAUCUUUGCCCGUACCAUGACAGGGUCUUUUGCCGACACCGAAAAGUUCAUCAAGAACAGUUACGAAAACCUCGAGCCUGGUGGCUACCUGGAAAUGCAAGACCUCACCUACCCCAUCGCAUGUGAUGAUGGAACUCUCCUCCCAGACAGCGCCCUUGUUCGUUCCGGCAAGCUAAGCAUCGAAGCCAGCGCUAAAGCUGGACGCGCCAUCGACCUCCCGCCACAGUACAAGGAGUUCUUCGAAAAAGCCGGCUUCGUCGACGUUGUCGAGAAGAAGUACAAGUGGCCAAUAAACGAGUGGCCAAAGGACAAGCAUCACAAGGAGCUUGGAAAGUGGUCUUAUGCUAACAUGAACAAUGGACUUGAGGGUCUCUUGCUUGCGCUGUUCACAAGGUUCUUAGGAUGGACCGCUGACGAGGUCAUGAUCCUUUGCUCGGCUAUGAGAAAACAGAUCCGAGAUCGAAAUGUCCAUGCUUAUAUCCCUAUUUACGUUGUAUAUGGGAAGAAGCCAGAAACGGAGACCCCUUCGAAGGAGUGA
Messenger RNA from Fusarium venenatum, 1014 nucleotides. Its product is annotated as S-adenosyl-L-methionine-dependent methyltransferase. Lineage: Eukaryota; Fungi; Ascomycota; Sordariomycetes; Hypocreales; Nectriaceae. The record is from RefSeq and is a predicted model, not a curated record. Gene Ontology annotation, molecular function: methyltransferase activity.